UCUGCCGCUUCCACGCCGCCGAUGACGUCUGCCGCUUCCACGCCGUUGAUGACGUCUGCCGCUUCCACGCCGGCACCAACAUCGGCUCCUCAGCCGCCUCCUGCAGAGGUAUCUGUUUUGGCUGCAGCCCCCGCCGCUUUGUCUGCUGUCUCCGGGCCUGCUUCAGCGCGCCCGCCUCCACGUCAGCCGCGGAUGUGGCCGUGCCCUGGGCGUCCUCCUCGCGGGAUGCACUCGUCUCUUUUUCGGCCAAUGAUGUGGCUGUUCCGUGGCCGCCCGCCCCGCCAGUUCCAGCGGCGCUCUACGCGCCGUCGCCACCUGACUUUCCCUCGCUGGCUGCGGGGACACAAGGGAACAUCUGGUAUCUGUUCCUUGAGGGGGAGGUCCUGUAACGAUCUGUCACUUACUUUCUGAUAGUUUUUCGUGUUUUGUACUUUGUUUCCUGUUCAGUGCUCUUAUUUUGUCAUACUUCCUGUUUACUCCGCUGAGCACUGUUUUUGUCACACUCGCCGUUGAUUGGCAGCGGUCCUCAGCUGCGGUCA
Molecule: messenger RNA, 539 nt
Organism: Nerophis ophidion (straightnose pipefish)
Lineage: Eukaryota; Metazoa; Chordata; Actinopteri; Syngnathiformes; Syngnathidae
Product: atherin-like
Exons: 2
Coding region: 22-411 (129 amino acids)
Source: RefSeq, a predicted model, not a curated record